Molecule: messenger RNA, 723 nt
Organism: Eptesicus fuscus (big brown bat)
Lineage: Eukaryota; Metazoa; Chordata; Mammalia; Chiroptera; Vespertilionidae
Gene: ARR3
Product: arrestin 3
Biological process (GO): G protein-coupled receptor internalization; visual perception; signal transduction
Molecular function (GO): G protein-coupled receptor binding
Source: RefSeq, a predicted model, not a curated record
AUGGACUCUGUGAAGCUGGUGAUUUGGAAAGUACAGUUUGCACCUCUGGAACCAGGCCAUGGCCCCUGAACUCAAACCAUCUGCAACUUUCUUCUGUCAGCUCAGCCCCUACAAUUUCAGGCCUUGAUGGAGAGCGAGGUUCACUACCAUGGCCAACCCAUCUCUGUCAAUGUUUCUAUCAACAACUCCAUCAGCAAGAUCAUAAAAAAAAUCAAGAUUUCAGUUGACCAGAUCACAGAUGUUUUCCUGUAUUCACUAGGAAAGUACACCAAGACAGUAUUCAUUCAGGAGUUCACAUGAACAAUAGAUGCUAACUCCAGCUUCUUCAAGAGCUUUGCAGUAACCCCACUCCUGGCUGCCAACUGCUAGAAACGAGGCUUGGCACUGGAUGGCAAACUCAAGCAUGGUGAUACCAAUCUGGCCUCUAGCAUGAUUCUUAGACCUGGAAUUAACAAGGAGCUUCUGGGGAUCCUGGUGUCCUACAAAGUCAGAGUCAAUCUGAUGCUGUCCAGUGGAGGCAUUAUAGGCAACCUGACAGCCAGUGAUGGUGAUGUGGAGCUGCCCCUGAUCCUGAUGCAUCCAAAGCCAUCUCAUGUCGCCUCUGCUGCUUCUGCAUGCUCUGAGAACAUAGUCAUCCAGGAGUUUACCCGGCAGGAGCCCAGCAGUGGCUGCAUCAAGGAGAGCCAGAAGGCUUUGGCCCUGGAGCGGGACAAGGGGAGUUGA